GGCGCGGGUGCCAGGCGCGGGCGCGGCGGCCGGGGGGCUCCGGGGGCAGGAGGCGGCCGCCGGGGCAGGGCCUGAGGGCCGCGGGAGGGACAGCCGGGGACGCCACGCCGAGUAGAUUUCUGUGUGCGUGGCCGGCCCGGCGCUCAGGGGAGGGUUCGAGGAGGGUGUUCCUGUUUGGAUAGGAGGGGUCCUAUUUCCCAGACUGGGGGCAGGGGCGUGGAGACAGGUGUGUGGGGAAUGGGGGGGGUCUCUUUUGAAGUCGGGACACCCCUCCCCCGCACCGGGAAAGCCUGGCGGCCGUUGGCGGUGACAGUCCUGCCAGGGCUUCUGGGCACGUGGGGCUGCUGCGGAGACCGGAGAGGUGGCUUAGACGCGGGGACCACCUUGGACUCCAACGCCCAGAAGCCCGGCCCGGCGGCCCCGCUGCGCUUGACGGUGGCCGCAGGGAGCCGGGCCGGAUUCGCGGCGCACGACCCAGUGAAUCGCUAGCCGGCCUGGGCCCCGCGCCUCUCCCGCCGGCCGGGCGCACAGCGUCCUGCAGGCACCGGGCCGCGGCCGCGCCACGCCUGGGGGAGCCCGGGGAGGGCGCGCGGGGAGCGAGGCGCCGCUGGGGCCUGGCUCGGCCUGGGGCUCCUCGCCUGGGGCCCUGCACCUCGUGCCCUGGGGGCGCAGCUCCGGGCGGUGGGGGCCGGAACGUGGCCUCCCCAUCCCGCCCUCCCCUCGCCAAGCUGCCCCGCGGAGAGCCGUGGAGGCUUCAUCUGAUCCCCAGAAUAAGGGAGCGGGGCUGCGGCGGGGCCCGGGACGCGGGCGGUGUGCGUGCGCGUGUCGGCCGUGUGCGCCUGCGCGGCCGGCCUCCCGCCCGGCUCGGAACUGACCCUGGUUUACUGACUGAUUUUCAUGUAAAACGCGUUCAGUCCUCGAGAUGACCUCACUCAAACUCUGCCCUUCCGACUUUAUCAUUAUUAUUAUUAUUAUUAUUAUUAUUAUUAUUAUUAUUAUUACAGAAAACUGCUGGCGGGCCCAGAAACCUUGCCAGCGCCGACCUGUUAGCAGGGCCCCCCUAGCCGCCGCCCCCCCCUCAUUUGUUGUCUGUUUAACUCCACGACCGUGCGGCCGGUUUUCGUGCCCUCCGACACACCCCACAGAGCGCGGACAGCAGCAGCAGCCGGAGCUCCCUGCCCGCUGGUCGGAAGCCCCCAGCCUGCUAGGAGGGUCCUCCACCGAGUCGUCUGUCCACCCUGCUUCUGGGGCUCCACGGCCCUGGCGGGGAUCAGCCCUACCCUCGGCGGAGGUCAGCCUGAGGUUGCCCCGCGGGCCCUGGGUCUGGCUCUUCCUGGUCCCGCCACCAAUUCCCCCCUUUGAACCCCGCACCCCAGCGCCACUGGACACUCCCCGGGAGCGAGCUCCUGCAAACACACACGCCAACUACAAACGGCUGCUUUCUCUUGCACCCUUCUCCGAAUGGGACCCGAGAAGUACAGGGGAGGCUCCCCCAACCCCGAGUUCCCCUCGGCCCUCGCCCGUGUCCUGCGCAUUCAGUGUUUCUCCGCCAGCACAGCCCCCGCAGCUUCCUCCCGGCUGGGGUGGGGGGGUACUCCCCAAAGGUUCUGAGGCCUCGGGCCUCUCUGGCUCCCCAUCCCCCACCCCUCACACCCCGCCCCCUCCCGCGCCCUCCCUCCGCCUCUUAAGUUUGCUCUUCAAACUUGCAGGACGCCAUUCUGCUCUGGGGCCCAGAAAACCAGAGCGGGGGAAGGGAACAGGUUAAGGACAACAAGAGACACAAUCAGACCACAGAAAAGCCCAAGAAAAGAGGGCUAUGGAGAAAAGGAAUGUGGCCGUCCAGAUAAAGAAUGUCUGUCGGCAGGCCUGGCCCACUCUGAAAAUCAUAACUCACCUGCUUGCCUUUCACUUGGGCCCCCUCCCGCCCCCUCCCUGCGGCUCCAGCUUCCCACCUCCCUCCCGCCCUUAGGCAGGAUCCAGGGCUCAGAUAGGCACAGGGCGAAGUGGGAGGGCCCAGAGAUAACCCAAGGCUUCUCACUCUGCAAGAAGCGACCACCACCGGGUCCUUUAUUUCUGCUAAGUCGCACCGGGGCCUCUGUCCGGCCUCCUGCUGAGGGAGCUGGGCUGGGCCCAAGGGUGGAGCCUUGCCCCGGUGUGGAGACAGGGGGCCGGGAGAGGGGCAGGAUGGGAGUGGAGGGCAUCUCUGGCCAGGAGUGAGCCACUGGGGGGGCGGCACCUGGCAGGCCCAGCAGGCCCAGUCUGAGACACACGCAGUUCACUUGUCUCAAAAGAUGUCAUCUCCUCCUCUGGCCCCGCGCUAGGCUCUCUGCCGGCUCCGAUCUGGAGACAGGCCCUGCGUGGGCCGUGAGAGCACUGGUGCCUCCAGCAGGCGCAGCCCUGCCCUCGCCCCUAGUGCACCUCCGCCAAAGGUGUAAGGACAAGCUGAAUGCCUUGGCCAUCUCGGUGAUGAACCAGUGGCCCGGCGUGAAGCUGCGGGUGACCGAGGGCUGGGACGAAGAUGGCCACCACUCGGAGGAGUCGCUGCACUAUGAGGGCCGCGCCGUGGACAUCACCACAUCGGACCGUGACCGCAGCAAGUACGGCAUGCUGGCGCGCCUGGCCGUGGAGGCCGGCUUCGACUGGGUGUACUACGAGUCCAAAGCCCACAUCCACUGUUCCGUGAAAGCAGAGAAUUCGGUGGCGGCCAAGUCCGGCGGCUGCUUCCCGGGCUCGGCCACGGUGCACCUGGAGCAGGGCGGCACCAAGCUGGUGCGGGAGCUGCGCCCCGGGGACCGCGUGCUGGCGGCCGACGACCAGGGCCGGCUGCUCUACAGCGACUUCCUCACCUUCCUGGACCGCGACGACGGCGCCAAGAAGGUCUUCUACGUGAUCGAGACGCGGGAGCCGCGCGAGCGCCUGCUGCUCACCGCCGCGCACCUGCUGUUCGUCGCGCCGCACAACGACUCGGCGGCCGCGGAGCCGGAGGCGCGGGCGGGCGCGGGGCCGCCGCCGGGGGCCGCGCCGGGGCGCCGGGCGCUCUUCGCCAGCCGCGUGCGCCCGGGCCAGCUGGUGUACGUGGUGGCCGAGGGCGGCGGGGGUCGCCGGCUCCUGCCGGCCGCGGUGCACAGCGUGACGCUGCGCGAGGAGGCCACGGGCGCGUACGCGCCGCUCACGGCGCAGGGCACCAUCCUCAUCAACCGGGUGCUGGCGUCGUGCUACGCGGUCAUCGAGGAGCACGGCUGGGCGCAUCGGGCCUUCGCGCCCUUCCGCCUGGCGCACGCGCUCCUGGCCGUGCUGGCGCCCGCGCGCACGGACCGCGGCGGGGACGGCCCCGGCGGCGACGGCCACAGCGGGGGCGGCGGCCACCUGCCCCUCCCCGCGCCGGGGGCGGCCGACGCGCCGGGCGCCGCGGGCAUCCACUGGUACUCGCAGCUUCUCUACCAAAUAGGCACCUGGUUGCUGGACAGCGAGGCCCUGCACCCGCUGGGCAUGGCGGUCCCGUCCAGCUGAAGGCCGGGGAGCCGGGGAGGGCGCGGGGGCGGGAGGGGGCGGGGGGCGGGGGGCGCGACAGCGAGGAACAGCAAAGGACACACGGAAAAGCGCACGGAAUGAGACUUUAAUUAUAAUAAUAAUUAAUAAUAAUAAUAAAGUAGGACAGUCCAAAGUAGACUAUAAGGAAACAGAGACCCCGGGAAGUCUUGUCGUCGUGCUUAGUUUAUAUAUAUUUUUUUGAAUUUUUUGGUUGUUUUAUUUUGGUUAUUUUUUUUUCACCUCUCCUGGCUAUUUAUUUGUUUGGUAUGAAUAGAUGUUUUAAAUAAUAUGAACCGGACCUUCAAGAGCCUUAAAUAGUUUGUUUCUCGGAUAAUUUAUUAUUAUCAUGUGAACUGUACUCACGGGGGAAAGAUUAUUUUGUGAGGCCAAGCGACCCGCUCAGAGUCUAUUUUUCUACACGUCCCUCGCCCUGACUUUCAGAAAGCAAAACUCUGCACUCUGCACUCCUCCUUCCCACGCCUGCUUUUCGGCAAGAGUAAACUGAAACAUGCUUCAUGGGGGUCCACAAAUUAUAUUUUUAUACACAGAAUUGUAAAUUAGAUUUUUUGAGAGAUCAAUACUUAACUGAAUGACAUUUCAUUUUUGAAAUAGUGUAAAAUAUGAAAAUAUAUUAUUUUAAUUUAACUAGUUUCCAGUGUAACAGCCACCUCCUGUAUGUCUUCAACGGUUAAUAUUUGCUCCAUCAUUUCCAUUUUGGCCAUGUUCUUGGAAGUCAAGACUGUUACACACACACACACACACACACACACACACGCGCACACACACACACACACACCGUGUUUCUUUUUUUCU
Molecule: messenger RNA, 4344 nt
Organism: Mustela erminea (ermine)
Lineage: Eukaryota; Metazoa; Chordata; Mammalia; Carnivora; Mustelidae
Gene: SHH
Product: sonic hedgehog signaling molecule
Exons: 3
Coding region: 2467-3510 (347 amino acids)
Biological process (GO): smoothened signaling pathway; oligodendrocyte differentiation; protein autoprocessing
Molecular function (GO): patched binding; calcium ion binding
Source: RefSeq, a predicted model, not a curated record